Molecule: messenger RNA, 1317 nt
Organism: Annulohypoxylon maeteangense
Lineage: Eukaryota; Fungi; Ascomycota; Sordariomycetes; Xylariales; Hypoxylaceae
Exons: 3
Coding region: 317-1132 (271 amino acids)
Biological process (GO): mycotoxin biosynthetic process
Source: RefSeq, a predicted model, not a curated record
CCUCUGUUUCUAUUUUAUUCGCAUCUUAUCUCACAUAAGGUAUAUGUAUCUUAAUGCGAUUCUUUAUUUUCUUCCACCUCGAAUCUUGAAUUGAUUUCGCUGGACGCUCGUUUGGAGUCUAGACGCGUCAUUAGUUACGACGCCUUUUUUUCCUUCUCUUCUUAGCGGGCCGGGAUCCCAGUUUUUAUUUUUAUCGACGCUAUAAUUUUAAUACGUACCCUAAUCCCCUCUUACAAGUCGGACGGCAGAGCCGUUUCCAAGGUUUCAUGAUUCAGAAGUGUGGGAAAUAAAUAAAAGAAUAAAGAAUAAAGAAAACAUGAAGGACGUAAGGAAACAGAAGGACGAAUACCGAUCUCUCGGCACCGUUCACGAGGAUCACGACGACUCGAGUAGUACGGACGUCGACUUAGAGGCGCUCGAUUUGAAUGAGAAGGAUUACCUUAACGGAGCGUCGCGGGUGGGGAAGAAUGAAGACGAAGGCGGGCUCCGCGGCGUUCUCAAAGAGUACUGGUGGAUCGUCGACACAUUUCUCUUAAUGGUCAUCAUAGUCCUCUUGUUAGGGAGCAGCUAUACCGGGCGAGGGAGAUACCACCUUUUUGAAGGCGGCGGGGACCUGACGGGGUUCGCUCCGGAAUUCUCGCAGAAGAUCACGACAUUUUCCCCGGACCCGGGCUUCGUCCCGGAAAACACGUCCGAGUUCUUCUCGAAGGAGACUAAGCAGAAAUGGUUGGACCUAGUGCCGAAGGGCCUCGGGUACCUAAAGAUCAAAGACGCCGAGAAUUAUGACAGCCUCCCGGCGAAACUCAACUCCUACCCCAACGAAUUCGUCGUCACAUCGUCGAUGACGCACCAAUUGCACUGUUUGUACGCCAUAGCCGAAGCCUACUCGGCACUGACCUCAGACGUAAGCCGCGUGCCGAAGGAGACGCCGUGGCACCUGAACCACUGCUUCGACUAUCUGCGCCAGAGCAUCAUGUGCUGCGGCGACGUGGCGCUCGAGGGCGAGCAGACUACCUUCCCCGAGGGCUUCGACGGCAGCGACGGCUGGGAUGCGAAGCACGUGUGUAAGAACUACGGGGAGGUGCUGGAUUAUCUGGAGACGAAUCGCGCGGACGAUAAGGUGUGGAUAUAGGUUAGGUUGAGUCUUAGGUACGGUGCUUAGGCGGGGUUUACGGAGUUCAAAUGGCUAGCGGUUCGAUUUUCCUGUCUCAACUUUGCUUAAGCGCGUGCGUAUGUGUGUGCGUGUGUGUGUGUGUUGAGAGAUUCGCGGAAGUUCUGGUAACAUUUUUGCCGUUGGGUGUUGGGCGUUGCCUUCAC